Messenger RNA from Podarcis lilfordi (Lilford's wall lizard), 11256 nucleotides. NCBI's taxonomy places the organism in Eukaryota, Metazoa, Chordata, Lepidosauria, Squamata, Lacertidae. The record is from the annotation of a GenBank genome assembly.
CACCAGCUGGGGCUGCUGAGCGAGUGAGCUCUCCCCUCAGAAAAUCCCUUCCCGCCUUUUCGGAAGGAGGCGGCCCGUAAUUCCUCCCCACGGGGAUUUUUUGGUGGGGGGUGGGGGAAGGAGACCGAGCUAUGGCUGACGAAGAGCGGGCUGAACACGGGGGCAGCAGCCGGGGAGGAAAGCUCAGCCUCAAGCGCAAGAGGCGGCAGCCACACCAGCAGCAGGAGGAAGAAGAAGAGGCGGAAGGCCGCCCCUCGGCCAUUCCUCGCCGAGCACCGUGAGUCCGGGUUAGGAUUCCUUCAGACACGCAGCGGGAGGGUGCGGAGUCUACGUGCGAAUGCGCAGGCGCGAGGACUAGGAACGCGGGGGGGGAGUGCGCGCGCCCGCAGGUGGAUGAGUGUGGAAUGAUUGGAUCGCUCUAUGAGUGUGCGCGAGAGAUAUGCAUAUGCUUCAAGUUAACUGGGAUGAGGCGAGUUGCAACAAGGCAUGACCAGUGGUGGAUUUACCUAUAAGCUAAACAAGCUAUAGUUUAGGGUGCUCCCCCUCUCUUGGAGGCCCCCCCAAAAAAUUAAAGGAAAAACACUGGAUGUAAAUUUCCAAAAUACAAGCUAAAAAACAAAUAAAAUAAAACCUACAUACAGCAACAGUGUUUUGUGCUGUGUAGGCUCCUAUGAUGUAAGUAAUGGGCCCCACUCGCUCCCUAAAAUAUCACAGGUUUGCUCAUUUCUAUAUAUAGGGUGCCUGCGUUCUGCACAGACUGGUUAGAACAAUUACUUUGAUAAAAUACAUAUUUUGUUAUGUGCAAAUAGGCAAAUAACCUAUUAGGUCCAUAAAUUACCAUAUUGUUGUUGUUGUUGUUUAGUCGUGUCCGACUCUUCGUGACCCCAUGGACCAGAGCACGCCAGGCACUCCUGUCUUCCACUGCCUCCCACAGUUUGGUCAAACUCAUGCUGGUAGCUUCAAGAACACUAGCCAACCAUCUCGUCCUCUGUCGUCCCCUUCUCCUUGUGCCCUCCAUCUUUCCUAACAUCAGGGUCUCUUCCAGGGAGUCUUCUCUUCUCAUGAGGUGGCCAAAGUAUUGGAGCCUCAGCUUCAGGAUCUGUCCUUCCAGUGAGCACUCAGGGCUGAUUUCCUUAAGAAUGGAUAGGUUUGAUCUUCUUGCAGUCCAUGGGACUCUCAAGAGUCUCCUCCAGCACCAUAAUUCAAAAGCAUCAAUUCUUCGGCGAUCAGCCUUCUUUAUGGUCCAGCUGUCACUUCCAUACAUCACUACUAGGAAAACCAUAGCUUUAACUAUAUGGACCUUUGUCGGCAAGGUGAUGUCUCUGCUUUUUAAGAUGCUGUCUAGGUUUGUCAUUGCUUUUCUCCCAAGAAGCAGGCAUCUUUUAAUUUUGUGGCUGCUGUCACCAUCUGCAGUGAUCAUGGAGCCCAAGAAAGUAAAAUCUCUCACUGCCUCCGUUUCUUCCCCUUCUAUUUCCCAGGAGGUGAUGGGACCAGUGGCCACCUCCUUACCAUACAGUAUAUCCAACACAAAAAACCGCGACAAUUUGUUGUUGACAAAGGACAGCUGGACAUAUAAAGGGCCCCAUUACCUUCAGUAGCUUAGGGCCUCAUCAAACCUAAAUCCGGCCCUGCAUGAGCCCCUUGAAUAUAAGAUUUAAAAGAUCAUUCAAUAGAACAAAGUAGGUUAAGCCAAUAAACGUGUUACAGCAGUAAAGGCACAAAAAACCCUCUCCUUUUAAGAUUUGUAUUAUGGGAGUGUUUAGGUGAUUGAGCGUCAAGAGGAAUUAGAUGUGCAUUAAAAGGGGGGGGGCAAAGCCUCAGGGUUUUGUUAUGAGGAUGAUGAGGGCUGUUCUCAUAUAACAUAACUUGUAUAUUGUAUUAAUAUUAAUACACGACCUAUUAAAAAUCUUCAGAACAGUUUUGUUUUGCUGUCAAUGCAGACCAGUUAACAGAAUGUUGUAAUAAAUGCUCGAAACUUACCUAAGAAUCGGUCAUGUUCAAGGGGUGUGUAGGUGAACAAGAAUCUGAGAGGUCUUCGUGUAGGAGAGGCAAGGAGUGUGCAUCAAGUGUAUAUGUUAAGUGCCUCAGGUUUUUAUGAUUAGGAUUAAGUAGAGCAAGACUUGUCAUCACUAGAGGCUAAUUAAUUUGAUAUUAUUAUUUAGAAUUGUAAGUUAAAUAACAUAAGCCACACGUUUAGGCUUUGGUUAUGUUGCAUAGUACUACAGCAGUCGCCUAUAUCUGUGUCCUGUUUCAUUUUUAGACCAAAGGACCCAAUGUUUGCAAAUAGUGGCCACUUAGAGGGUUUUUUUGGAAGAGUUUACUGUUACAAGUGUGGAAUUUUUCAAUCUGGAGCACCUUAAAAGGGAGCCUUCUGUUUGUCUUUCGUACUGGUUUCAGUGUGCAGUCACCACAAUUGCCUCGCAAAUGUAGGAUUCUCAACAAUUCCACUCCAAGCUUGCAAGUGGUUUGAGCUGCACCAGGUUGGUUCUGACAAGAGAAAUGAUGCUAUGCAUGAGUUUUAUGUUUUGUAGUACAUUUUCCAGCAGCUCUUGCUGGUUUGAAGAGCAAGGCUUAAGUGGUGCUGAAAUCGCGUGGAUGACAUUACUCAAGUCUGUGGAGCCACAUCUGCAUCGCUUGAGUUUAGAAAAAGUAGUCAACCUUCCCAAGUUUCUUACAAAGGUAAAACGUGUUUUGAAUUAUUAUUAACCAUUAAGAUACUUAUUGACCAAUAAGAUACUAUCUCAAGAUUGAAAACAAGUCCUCAUCUUCAUUCACUUUAAAGGGAGAGUAACAUGCAAUGGAAAAAUAAUUGAAAAUAAGGUUGAAGGUAAUGGAUUUGAUAUUAGAGAAGCUCCCCACUGCCCUAAUUUGCUUUUUAUAAUGCCUUCAAGAAUGUGAUACAAUGGAAGGAAUCCUCUCAGUUGAUGCUGGCUGUGAUACACUGAGCCUGUCAGAGUCAUCAGUAAAACCUGCCAGAAAGCCAAACUUCUUGCAUUUAGCCUUGAACUUUAGGAGGAUAAAGUUGGACAAGAGGCUGUACUUCAUACGUCAUCAUUUUAUUUGUAUCCCGCUUUUUUUUCUCCAGGAGGAAGCCCAAAUUGGCUGACGCUAACAGAAAUGACAAAAAUAGGAGGGAAAAUGCAAACAGUAUGAAACACGGUUUGACAAUUCAGUUAAUCAGUACAAAAUCCACAAAAUGUAUAGCAGUGGGAUAAUAAAAUAACUCUGGGCCACAAACUCAUACUCCCAGUCUAGCAACAAAUAUAUAAAAUCAUUUGGAUUACUAUUUAUUAAAUUUAUUUGUCACUUUCUUACCAAGAUAAGACAAAUUAGUGGACUGGUUGGAACAAGACCACAUUCUUUCAGAAGCACAGGCUGGUUUUAGGGCAAAUCGGUCAACCUUAGACCAGGGCCUUGUUCUCCAACAUCUUGCAGAGAAAUAUACAUCAAGAAAAGGAGGUUCCCUAUACGUGGCCUUUAUAGAUUUCAAAUCUGCUUUUGAUUUAAUACCCAGGGACAGGCUUUGGGGAAAGCUAAGCGCCGCAAAUACAAACAAACGCCUACUGUAUCUCAUCCACAGUCUAUAUGAAAAUACACGGAUCUGGGUAAGGUGUGACCGACAGGGCCACCUAUCCAAGGAAAUCCAAAUCCAUCAGGGGGUCAGGCAAGGGUGUGUCCUUGCGCCUACUUUAUUUAACUUCUAUAUCAACUCGCUAGUAGGAAAUAUGGAGAAAGAAAAUGCCCAUCCCCCCAAAUUGGCUGGUACGCCCCUCCCGGUCCUUUUAUAUGCGGAUGACACAGUUUUAAUUUCUUGUGUUGGAUUAAGAAAACUUUUGAGAUCUCUUACCAAAUACUGCAGCAUCGAACAACUAACAAUUAACUACAACAAAUCCAAAGUCAUGGUGUUCUCUAAAAAAAGGAGGAGGCACAAAUGGAGAAUAGACAAUCGCUCAAUAGAACAGGUAGCAACCUUUAAAUACCUGGGUGUAACCUUCCAGGAAAGGGGCUCCUGGCGCUUUCAGAUUAAUAAUACUAUUGCAAAUGCAGAAAGAUCUACUAAAGCGUUAAUAAGAUUCUUCUAUGGGAAAGGGGGCCAAUACAUACCGGCAGCCUCCCAGGUCUUUGCUGCCAAAAUACUAUCACAAUUGCUAUAUGGAUCCCAGAUCUGCAGCUUUAAAAACCUUACUCUCUUAGAGGCAUUCCAAGCUAAGUUCUUCCGCUGCCUGCUGGGGAUCCCCUCCUGCGUAUCCAACAUAGCGGUCCGUUUGGAGGUUGGGCAAAUUCCUAUCAGUAAUCGGAUAUGGAUAUUGAAGAUCCAUUAUUGGCUAAAGCUUAUUUUCUUCCCGGUUGGGCUGGCACCUUUAACCUUAUUAGAUACCUACCAAUCCAAAUGGAAAGCUACACUGCUGGAAAAGCUUAAAGGCUUGGGGAUCCCACAGCAGACCCUGAUAGCGACAGGCUUCAAGAAAGCUAGGACUACAAUUCGCCAGCGUAUCUGGGACGUAGAAUUACAAGGCCACAUGAGCGAAAUGAUCAAACAUCCAGCAAUAAGGGACCAUGGGAGAGGUUUCUCUCCAGCUAACUAUCUGUCAGGUCUUCAGGUACCCAAAUACAGACGGUCUUUUACCCUCGCCAGAUUCAGCAUUCUCCCUUCUGCCUUACUUCAGGGCAGAUUUGAGGGUAAACCAUACACAGCACGGGUCUGCCCCUGUGGCUCGUUGGAAGUUGAAACUGCUUCACAUGUACUAUUACGUUGUCGUCUUUAUGAGGAUAUACGUUUGACUUUUAUUACACCUGUUUUGCAAAAGUCCAGGAAAGAAUCGGAACACCAUAGUUUAAAAUUACUGCUAGAGGACAAGAAUCCCAAGACUACAUUAAAUGUAGCCAAAUUCUGUGCGUCUGCAAUUAAUCGCAGGAAGCAAGUGGUAUCCCAUAAUGACCAAACCCCCAAAUGUUAAUUACAGGGGGCACGCUAAUAAUUAAUUAAUUUUUUUUAUAUUUAAAUCCUUGUUAUAUUCAUAUUGUCCUCUGUAUUUUUGAUAUAUUUUUUUAUGAUCUGUGAUAUUGUGUGUGUUGAUGCUGGUCUGUGACCGUAUUAAUAAAUUCAUUCAUUCAUACUCCCAGUCUAGCAACAAAUAUAUAAAAUCAUUUGGAUUACUAUUUAUUAAAUUUAUUUGUCACUUUCUUACCAAGGUAACUCAAAGUGCCUUACAAUAUAUAAACAAACACAUGCAUAAUAACCAGCAUAAAACAAAGACAUAUCUAAAAGGCAAUUCUAUUUUUAAAAAGCUGGAUUCCGUAAGUGGGUAAUCGCCACUGAAAAGGCCUGUUGUUGUGUUGCCACCCACUGAACAUCUCAUGGAGGCAGCACAUGAAACAAGGCCAUAUAUGACAAAUUGCAGGAUCUGCUUCAUAUGGAGAGAGGCAGUUGGCAUCUCAAGCCACAUUUGGAUGUAAUAAAAAGUAGCUGCAAACAUAGCAGUAAUAGCACAGCAUAAAAAGGCCACCAUAUCCCACAACUGCCCGUGCCGAAAUCCUGCGUAUUUGUAUUACGUUUUAAUGGGCAUUGUGUAAUAAUACAUUUGACGUGGGAAGUUUUCUCUUUGGUCCUGUGAAACUUGGUUUCACUGCCGCUUGGGGCCUUAACGGUGUGAGGAAGGGUUGGUGUUAGAAUUUUUAGUAUGGAAGAGUAUAGAAGGUAUGCCUAUUCUUAUUGUUGAGUGCAGGUUUUGGGAGUGAGACUGAAUUGUGGCAACAGCAUGGGUUUAGAAGGACCACUGGAAUGGGAGUUGGGUUUCGUUAUUACAAAGUAAGUACCACCCCCAUUCCUGCCGCAGCGCCCCAUGUCAAACUUGCAGAAGAGGCAGCAUACACUCCUAUUAUGCCAAACUGACAUGCCUCUGGCAGUGGUUUUGGCUUUAAAGUCCUGGAACAUGGUCACAAGACACUUAUGACACACUUAACUGGUUUUGGGAGGAUGCGUAGGCGUGUGCACAAGAGUUGAAUCCAUCUAAGUGUUACUCGGAGUCGAUCCAUUGAAAUUAAUAGGCCCAAGUUAGUCAUGUCCAUUAGUUUCCAUGCCUGUCAACCAAGAGGAGAUACUUGACAGAACUAAAGGCUGUUUCCACCAUGGAGCCACUAGAGAAUGAAAGAAAAGCAAAACAGUCUUGUGGAACUGUAAAGACUUAAAUUUAUUAUGGCAUAAGCUUUCGUUGAUCAGAAUCCACCUUGGAUGCAUGACAACAUGCACACACACACAUACACAUUGUGGGUAAGGCAGAAUGGUGAGGACUAAAGUCAGAGGCAAGCGAAAUGCAAAAGGGACAGUGGUAAUUAUGCAAAGGCACAAUAGUUACAGUGACACUUAAACAAGGCUGUGUUGGUGAUAACACAAACAUCCUGCCGUUGGUAAGCUGGAUAAACUCAUGAAGUGUGGUUAAAAAUUUUCUGUAUUCGAACCGUAAGUGAUAGAUCAUAUCUUGGGAGCUCUUUCAAACUGUAUUUUCCACAUUCAAACCCAGCACUGGUUAUGGUAUCUUACUGGCUUUCCUCUUUUAUAUAUUCUUCUGAAAUCUACAGAGUUAGCAAAACUUUAAUUUGUCUGUGUUUCAGAGCUCACAAACUACAAAUCCUCAGCCAGCCCCAGAAACAUUUGACAUUGGAAUGAAACAGUUUCAGUGGACUCCAUUUCCACGUUACCACACAAAUAAUUCAAGAAGUAAAAAACCUCCUGAAAAUCAAGCUCUUAGUUUGAUAGAAAGAGGAAAUGAUGCAGAUGGGAGAUUCAGUGUUAUUUCUCCUGUUCCCAAGCAAAACCCCAUUCCAGCCGGUAAAUAUACUGCUGAGGAAACAACAACUGGACACAACAAUCAUCUUUCCCCUAAGCUGGAAGGUAGAGAAAUGAUUGAAAUGUGCCUGCACUCAACCCAGCAAAAUUCACCAGGACAUUCAUCAACAGCUGCACAGAGCCAGCCAAGAGUAUUUGUGUUUGAAAAGCUUUGGAAAGGGGCUACAACACAGAGUGAAGGAAAAAGCAGAAAAGAAAAGAAAAUACUAUCAAAUGAUGAUAAGCAAAGUACUUUGCUGUGCCAGCCUAACAAUGCCACAUCAGUGUUACCUGUGCAGGAAUCUCCUGCUCUUUGUUUGAGUGUCGGCAACCAAGAAAAAACAGAGGACCACAGGGAAGAAAUCUUAGCUCUCAGCCAGUGUCCCAUGUGUCAGAUCCACUUUACUGGAAAGUAAGUAUUGGUUAUGUUACUCAAAUUCAUUUUUCAGUUCGUCAUGACAUCCACAGCGCGCACACAUGGAAGUGACCACAUCCAGUGUUUCUCAAAUUUGGGGUCUCCAGGUGUUGUUGGAUUGCAACUCCCAUCGUCCCUAGCUAGCUAGCAAGACCAGUGGUGAGGGAUGAUGGGAACUGCAGUUCAACAACAGCUGGAGACCCCAAGUUUGAGAAACACUGCCACAUCCAAUAGGAAGAAAUUGGGGCACAAAGCAAUGGGAAGACAGAAAAGGGUGUUGGCUGCUCUUGCUAAAUGGAGGAUGGAAGGUAGAAAUUGUUAGUAAACGGCACAUGGAAGAUUUCCCCUAACAAACGCAAAAUUGAAACACUAUUUAUUUGUAUUGGGAGACUUUAACACAUUUUUAAUACCCUCAUUUGCAUGCCAUUUUUUCCUCAUUUCAACACAAAAUUGAGAUGUACUACUUCCCAUGUAACACCUCCCGGGCGUUAAGAUCUACAGGGGAGGGUUGGCUGAUGAUUCUGCCGCAGGGUGUGAGAGGGUCUUCAGUGGUGGUCUCCAGGUUGUGGAAGACCCUUCCACCCCUCCAAGGUGCAUUUUGGCAACAGACGUGUUCAAAACUCCCAUUGUUCUAGGCGCAUUUUGCGACAGGGAAUUUCAUUAGCAUGAGCAGUUUCUGAUCUCCGGGCGCAGUACUGCACCUAAGAUUUCAGAUUAAAACUGCAAUGUGGAAGGAAAGGAGGACCUUUUUCUGCCUUCCCACUUCCAGCUACUUUCUGAAGAUUGGAGAAGAGACCCUCUGAAGAAUAUUAGGGGAGUGGGCAGGGGAAGGACUAGGCCAUGUGAAAAAUGAACAUAAUAUUUUAGCUGCAGUUCAUCCAUUUUCAGCUUUGUAUUCUCAUUAUAAAAAAGUGUGCCUAGACAUUCCAUUGUGGUGCCCAUAACCUAAGUUUAAGGUGCCAUUUAACUCCUAGCUUUAAUAUCUCUGUUUCUAACACUGCAACAUAUCAAGACACACCUUUUCGCACAUGUCUUCAGGAUGGGAUGAAGGAUGAGUUCAGAGUAUAGCUGUCAACUUUUCCCUUUUUUAAGGGAAAUUCCCUUAUUCCAAAUAGGUUUCCUUGCAAAAGGGAAAAGUUGACAGCUGUGGUUCAGAGUAUCACUCCCUCUGCAGUGUUGCUUACUGACGAUAUUUCUUCCUGCACGAUACAGCCGAAUUGACAUUCAGUGCUAUCUAACCUGCCUUGAGAUCGCAUGGGGAAGGGAAGGCCAUAAAUGCAUAUACUAAAAUCUGCAAGUCUGAUAAUUCUGUUUUCCAAUUUCAGGUGGUCAAAACUGGACAUUGAUGGUCAUCUUGCUAAAUGUUUGUCUGAAAGUGAUGUAGAUGUAAUUUGGUAACAAAGAAGAUAGCAGAGAACAGCCAAUGGUUCUUAGUAGUCAAUAAAUUUGCAGCAAUUUACCACAGAUCAAAAAAACUAAAGAAGGAGGUGGUCAAGUGCCAUGUCAUAUUUCAUUAUGUAUAUCCUGCUAUCAGGUCAGUAUUGUAAAUGUCUGUGGGAACCUCAGUGAAGUCUGGAUACACAUGACUUAUGUUUCGAAUAAAAGCACUACUGAAGUGUAUGUUCUCUAUGGGACAUAUUAUGAACCAUGACUGUACAGAGUUUAAAAUCUAAUAACAAAAUUAUCUGCUUCAGGGUGCUUAGGGGAUGGGGUUUGUUGAAAAUUAAAUAGUCAUCCAGCCACAAAGUUUUCAAUAAAAAGAUAGCUAGCAGUUUUCCUCCGCUGCAAUUUCUGUGUGUUUAUUCAGAUUGCUCACUAAUGCUUUUGUAUGAUGUACUUCAUUAAGAUACUCAGUCAAUUUACUGUAUAGCUUCACAAAUACCUUAGCAAAUUCAGCACAAGUUCACCAAGACCUGGUACCUGUUACAAACUGAACCUGUUAUUACCUUUACAACAAGAAUAAUCCUGAUCUUAUCAGUAACAGGCCAGUAAGAAGUAUUUUAACAUUAAGUAGCAGAGCCUAAAAUAUAAGAUCUGUUUUUGUCACGGUUUCCUUCAAAACAAUAAAUUCAGUAUAGCAUACAAAGGUAUAAAAUGCUGAAGUCCUUUUGGCACAUGGAACAUGUGGCAAAGCAAAUUAUAUGGGAAAUGUCUGCUUAGUGAAACAAUUAGUCUAAACUUUUUCAUUAAAGUCUUUAAUAGAUGUGCAAGAAUAUAAAUGAUCUUAGCUGUUUACGGGUUAGUAUACCAUCUUUUGCACAAAUAAAACUGGCCAAAGAUCUCAACUAGUUAAUUAUACAAAACUACAAGAACAUAUUUACUGUUUUACAAUCAUUAAAUUAGCUAGAGUGUUUUCAUUUACAUUUCAUUUACAUACUAAGACAAUUAUAUCAUUACCAGAUCCAUUUGCAAUAUAUUAGGAUUUUUUUUAAACCACACAUUUAAUUACAUCCUUCAUUUGUUCUUUAAUUUAUAAAACAAGUACUUUAUAUAAAAAAUUUCCCCUUCAUCAUGAACAGAACAUUAGUCAUACACUUGCACACAAGCAACUGACUUGUAACCAGCAACUUAUUUGGCAACACAGCAACAUUGUAAAUUGCCUUCAAUUGUAAAUAAAUCAAGGAUUUGUUUUUGUCUUGAGCAAGUGUGUGUACUCGCCCUACUCUAAUGUUCUGAUAUCACAGAAGUUCAGGGCAAAGAACCCUUCAUGUUUUGCCUAGCCCCAGAACCAGACAGCAUCCGUAGGUCACAUCACCAUGCAAAACCAGCUGCUCAGUUGUAAAUCCAAGAUACAGAGACACAAAACAUUCAGGGAACACUGAGAAUCCAAGAUACAGAGACACAGACCAGUCAGGGUUCACCAAGGAGAAGAAGAAGAAAAAUGGCAUUCAAAUCUUUUGCAUGAUUCAAUUAAAAAGAAAUCAAGACUCUCUUAGCUAGGUGACUUGGUUAUCUAAACCCCAAGCAUUUGAGGAAAGUACAUCUAACUGAAUUACUUAGUGCUGGUUAGAACAUAUGUUGCUUAAUACAAAAAAGAUAGUUCAGAGAGCAACUUUCAACAACUCUGGAUGGGACUAAUAAAGUUGAAUUAUCACAGAUGUGCGUUAAUUCAGUGGUCAGGGUAAGGGACAUACAAAAUAUAGUCUUAACUGAUGGUUCUUUGAAAGAUUUUUCAAUACCAUGAUUUGGCAGUCUUAUCCUAGCACCUCAUGGACUUGAAUGCAACUGAGAUGUCAUGUUCAGCACCUAAUGUAAUGCUGUACCCUGAGAAACCUAUACAAUAAAAGUAAUGUGAAAACGGUUGCAAGUUGUCUUGCAUUUUAUACCGAAUUGGGUGAGAUAUCAUGGCACACAGGGUUUCUCUCCUUCCUGAAGAAUUUUCUUCCCCAGAACUGCAAGCUACUCAAUGGAGUUACAACGAAAAUCUACUAAAAAAAGAAAGAAAUACGGUGUCUUGUUAUCUCCCAUAGAGACCAAUAAUUCUGAAUGGUUUUAGAUAGCAACGUGCCCUUGUUUGUCCUCAAACGUAUGGACACGUUUUUAUUCCCAAAGCUGACAGACAAUUAACCUGAUGCAACAUCCUCCAUUUUCAAAAGAGGAAAUAUGGACAUAUUUUAUAUUAUAGUCAUACAAUAUUUAUACAUCUGUUCAUUUUCUCCAUCACUAUAUUACUGCUUUGAGUGUUGUGUUUACCAAACAUCCUCCUGUAGAGCUUAGUGACAAGAUGCUGAACAUUUCAAAGCAGAUAGUUUUAAAUAGGAGGUGUGCUUUAUCAGAAAAAAAUGCAAUAUGUUGAUGGAUAUCCUAUAAUUUAUUUCUUUAAAACUUUAAGGCUAUGAUCUAUUACACUUCCAUUGUUCCUUUUGAAUAUUGCAUUGAUAAAAAUAUUAUUCAAAAAUCUAGUAUACAACACAAGACAUUGUAGGCACUGCUCAAGUAUUUUCAGAAAUCCACCAUGUGCAAAUUUAAAUUUUCUAAUGAGAUUUUGGUAAAUUUUGUUUUCUCCCACAUUAAA